Messenger RNA from Bipolaris maydis ATCC 48331, 1647 nucleotides. The record is from RefSeq and is a predicted model, not a curated record. Lineage: Eukaryota; Fungi; Ascomycota; Dothideomycetes; Pleosporales; Pleosporaceae.
AUGACGGCCAUCUUCGGCCAGCGUCACACCUGGGACGAAUCCCCCACGUACAACCACGCCAUCGGCCCUGCCACCCCACCGCUGCCCUACCAUGGCUUUGCGCCCUCGCGCCAUCAUGUCGCUGCCCACCUCGUCAAUAUGGCCGGCUACUACGACGAUGAGGCCUCCGUCAAUGCGCAGCCGUCCCAAAUGAGCGCCGACGGUCAGCCGCGCCGACAAGACUGCUACGCGCCUGAUGACGACACGCCGAACAAGCGACAGAAGCGCCAUCAUUCUUCCCCGCGCCCCCAUGAUGCUUGUACGAUUGCUAGCCCGGCACCGGAAGUGCCAUAUGCGCGCCUUCCGCACACUUCAGCGCUGCUCGCCGCCCACAGUGACGCGUCCAGCCAACAGCAUUUCGAUAUGCUGCCUCCUCAGGACUCGGUACACACCUCAUGGCAGGCUCUCCACGAAUACGCCCAGUCACAUGCCUCUCAGCAUGGCUAUGCACUCAGUAUCAAUACGACGGCUAAGAACCGCUCUCGUAUCAAGCUCGCCUGUGUCUGCUAUGGCCAGCCCAAGAACACGCACAAGUUGACUGCCGAGACGCGGGUUAGGAAAAACAGAGUCAGCUAUAAAACGGGUUGUAAGAUGUGGAUCGAGGGUAAGAAGCUGGAGGAUGGGACGUGGCUGCUGCGUGUUGGCGAGGCGCAACACAAUCAUCCUGGUCGAGACAGUGCGGGGUGGGCAGUACAACGAAAGAGGACCUGGGGUCUUGUCGGAGGGCGCAUUGGCGUUGGAGGUGUAACAGCAAAAGAGGAACUUGCCAAACGGCGGCUCCCUGGCACAAAUGAUAUACUGGAGGACGUGGACGUAGACGCCGAGGCAGGAGACGACUACGCACAACCCCAAUCACCAACCCAAAAGCCCGCCACACACAGUCUCGAACGCGGGGGCCUAGUCUGGAAAAUCGUUGAACAAGAGAUGCUCCGCAAGGGUAAACCGAACCAAGGCCGCGACCGUGGCGUAGGAAGAACCGUCGACGUCCUCCAACGACGACUCCCCGGUAUCCACAUUCUCAAGCGCGACGUCUACAACAUCCGCGCGCAAAUCAAGCGCGCGCGAAAAGCAGCAGGCCAGCAACUCGGUGACGGCUGUGACAGUUCAAAUGACGAGGUUCAGGACCCCCCUCAUGCUACUAUUACUCUUCCAAACGACGACAUUGAUCCUCAAAUAGCGCCCGAGCAAUCCCACCACCCACAAUCACAGUCACAGUCACAGUCACACAUCCAACCACCUCCCACUUUUUCCCCUCCCCCUCCUCCUCAUCAUCAUCACCGUUCUCCUCCCACUAAACCCGCCUCCCCUACACGAAAAGAUUCCAGAAUCGACCCUUCCCUCGUUGAUACUCUACCACCUUCUUCCUCUUUACCUCCAUUACCACCCCCUUCGCCCUCCUCGCCCGAUCCCUCAGGAACAGCAACAGGAACAGCAACAACACUCCAAGUUCUGCGCUUGCGCCGUGAAAAUGCAGAGUUGCGCCGCUUACUCGCUGAUAAGACAAAGGAAGUCAAGGAGAAGACGAUUGAGAUGGCCGGACUGAAGAGUCAGGUUGAGUUGUUGAGUAAUCUUAUGUUGACGAGUGGGAGGGGCUUGAUGGAGAGUUGA